Acipenser ruthenus (sterlet) is the source of this 3985-nucleotide messenger RNA. RefSeq names its product thrombopoietin-like. The transcript has 5 exons. The record is from RefSeq and is a predicted model, not a curated record. Gene Ontology annotation, molecular function: cytokine activity; hormone activity. Gene Ontology annotation, biological process: cell population proliferation. NCBI's taxonomy places the organism in Eukaryota, Metazoa, Chordata, Actinopteri, Acipenseriformes, Acipenseridae. Gene Ontology annotation, cellular component: extracellular region. Bases 550 to 1101 code for a protein of 183 amino acids.
UCCAAGAGCUGGCUGGCACCUCGGAGCCUGUGUCGUGUCAAACAUUAACCGGGAGCGGUUUCUCUUUGUCUGUUCGUAUGCAUUUAACCCUGAAUGGAGAGGAGGGGGGUCGCUGCUCUAAAUCAAUGCGUGUGCAGUUUUUUGUUCUGGGAGAAACAUUUACAAAGUCUCUUCUGUACUGCAUGGUGGUUGUUUUAUUUUGUUGAGGAAGUUCGUGGUGGCGGUGAUAAGAAGUUUUAACUAAUCCCUGUCUUUCAGACGUGUGUCUGUUUGACUGUUUCGUCGCUUCGCUGUGGGAGGAGGGAGGGAAUGUCACACACACACAGGAAGAUCGAAAACUAAUUUGGGGAUUGAUGAUCAGAUGACAUCGCCUUCUAGUGUUUUAACAAUAAUAUAUGAGAAAACAUAUUUGUAAAGGAAGACGCGUUGAGGACGUUUUGCGCAGAUCUUUAUCAGGUCAAGGACACAGCUUUCUCUUUUCCAGUCCCUCGCAAUGUAAAUGGAAAUCAGAUCUGGAAGUGGACGGCUCGGUGAUUCGGGGAGCGGGUUAUGGAGUUAAGUAGACUUCUGUUGCUGGCAGCGAUUCUGUUCCAAGUGCGAGAGAUGCAGACGAGCCCCAUUAACUUUGUGUGUAAACCUCGUGCCAUGGAGGAGCAAAUUGAAAUGACAAAAGGCUUCCAGGAUGCUUUGAACCAGUGCGGAAUUCCCUCCCUGCUCCCGCAGAAAGUCACGUUGCCAAACGUGGGCUUCCAGAUGACGCAGUGGGAACAGAAAUCCAGUGAAGUACAGAGGAAUGAGAUAAUCUCUGCACUGACCAUGCUCUCGGAGGCAGUGCAGGCAGUGAGGAGCACACCUCAGUCCCACUGCGUUCACGCCCUGCUAGAGAGAGUUGUCCAGAACAUCAAGAACAUGGUCCUGAUCCUGCACAGCCUGCCCCUGCCGGCAGCUGGAACCAGUGAAGAAACAGCACAGCUCCCUAAGAGCUCACUGACCAGCAGCCUGCACUGUGUACUGAGACGCUACACCUCCCUGACCAGGGGCAAGCUGCAGAGCUUCACUAAAGAGACAGCCCCUGAGAUCUGCAAGGGGCGGAGGAGGUGACUCCCGGCCUGCCCCAGCGCUGGGGUGCAAUCCCGUAUUCCUGUGAUUCCACAGACACUGCGAUGUUUCAUUGCCAAGGAGAGAAAGCCUGCUGCCAACUCCUUUCAUGAAGCAACAAUGGCCAAGCCUACAGCAUCAACAAUGCUAAAUUGUGAGCUUAUUGAUGGAAUGCAUGAAAGUAUACACAAUCAGAUGCAAACAAACAUGUUGAGGCUUAUUGAGGUUCCUCCAGGACCAAGCGGAAGGGUGCCAGCAGGCAUGGGGUGUCAGAUUGCAAUUGGGUGUAAGUAGCAAGGGCCAGGAACGCCUGGCAGGGCAGGAGUGUGCAAGUUUGCAGUGUUGAAAGAGUGAAGCAUACAUGUGUAACCUUCCCCCCUCUGAAAACCUGCUCAGGGUUGUCUGUUCUGAGCUCACGGCUGGUUCCAUGUAUUUAUAUGCUGCUGUUGAAAGACCACUCCAAAGAGGUGCUGUGUAUCCCGGUGUUAAUGCUGCAUUCUGCUGAUCUUAACCCUUUCCCAACUAUGGGCAGAUAUUGCCCAUAUUAAUCAGUUAAUCCAAGUACGUCUAAAGGUGUCUGCUGAGUUUGUAUCACCCUGUGUAGGAGCAGCACCAGGCUCUCUGUAUUUUAUCACAUUCUUUUGCUGAAGAAUGACAUACUGCCGUGUCUCUUUCUGUCUAUGUAAAUAGGGGGGAUUUUCAAAACUCUUUACUGCAAAGUGUAAAUUACUAUUUUUAUUUCACAAAAUGAAACAUAAGCAUGCUUUGACCCAGAAUACACUGGCGGGGUGAAAUAGUCCAGGAAGUGUGAGUGAGAGAAUUUCAUUAAAGUUAGUACAACAUCCAUUGUGAACUCAUCAUGCUCUGCACCAUCCACACUUCGUUUUGCCUUAUUAAAUAUAAGAUCUUUGGCUAACAAGGCUGUUUUAAUGAAUGACUUUAUCCUUGAAACAAACUUAGAUAUUUUAACUUUAGUUGAGACAUGGUUGAAGCAAGAUGAAAAUGUACCUCUGGUAGAGGCCUGUUCCACAGGUUUCUCCUUCAGUCAGAAGAUGCCACCAAUGGGAAGAGGCGGUGGUAUUGCAACCAUUUUUGGUAAUAAUUUUAAUGUUAAUUGUGAAAAAACAGAUGGCUAUACAUCAUUUGAAAUACUAUCUUUUAAGGUUCAUGGUCAAACUUCUGGUCUCUGUUAUAUAUCGUGCUCCUAGACCUAACGCUCUGUUUCUGUCUGAGUUUAGUGAGUUUUUAUCAGCAAUUGCUGUCAAGCAUGAUAGGAUUCUACUUCUAGGUGAUUUUAAUGUACAUGUUGAUGUUGAUAGAGGUCCCCUUGGUAGAGAUUUGUUGGCAUUACUAGAGUCAUUUGGUUUUACUCAACAUGUUAAAAGUCCUACUCAUAUUCAUGGCCAUACUCUAGACCUGGUUAUUUCUCGUGGUCUGCAUAUUCAGAACAUGUCCAUUACUGAUAUAACAGUUUCUGACCACUCUGCUUUUAUUUGUGAAAUUGUAUUACCUGGCUCUAUAGUUAAGCCUGUAGGUUAUGUUAAAACUAGAUCUCUAAAUUCAUUAUCAUCUGAUUAGUUCCUGGAAGCUUUGUCUGUUUCAGCUUUUAUUCAGUCAGGAGUGGUCGGAGAUUUGGUGGAUAAAUAUAACACCACUCUGGCAAAUAGUCUUGAUACUAUUGCACCUUAUAAAAUAAAGAAACAAAAAUAUGUUCUCCUUAGUUUAAUGAUACAACACGUAUGCAUAAACGUAUGUGUCGCAAAUUAGAACGCAGAUGGAGAUCGACUGGACUUCAGAUAUAUUAUCAAAGCUGGAAAGAUAGUAUCUUAACAUAUAGAAUGUCACUGUCUUUAGCUCGAUCUGUUUAUUUCUCCGAUCUUAUUGACAAAAAUAGGAACAAUACAAGAUUUAUUUUUCAGUCAAUAGCAAGAUUAACAAAUCCGCAAUCAGAGUGCGUUACACAGAAUAUUCCUCCAGUAAGCUGUGACGAGUUUGUGAAUCACUUCAAUAAAAAAGUGACGACAUUAGGAAUCAGCUGAGCAACUACAUACCUCAUCGAGAUAAGUUGACUGACAUAAACAAUGAUACAAAUAUUCUUGGUCCGUCUGAACCCAACCAAAUCUUACAGCACUUUUGCUUGACAUGUGAACAAGAGCUGGAUGCCAUAAUUAAAAAGAUUAAACCCACAACAUGUGCAUUAGAUCCCAUUCCUACUACACUUUUGAGAAAAGUAUAUCCAAAAAUAAAUAACACAGUUUUAAAUAUUAUUAACAGCUCACUCUCAUCAAGUACUGUUCCAAAUUCUUUGAAGACUGCGUAGUAAAACCCCUGCUCAAGAAGCCUACCCUUGAUCCCAAUGUGCUUAAUAAUUACAGGCCUAUUUCUAAUCUCCCUUUUUUUGUCCAAAGUGUUAGAAGAGUAGUGGCUGAACAAUUAAAUAGAUUUCUUGCUGCACAGAAUAUUUCUGAGAAAUUUCAGUCAGGUUUCAGGCCUUAUCAUAGCACCGAGACGGCACUAAUUCGAGUGGUAAAUGAUAUGUUGAUGACUUCUGACAUGGGCUCGCCUUCAGUACUUGUUCUACUGGAUCUAAGUGCUGCUUUCAACACCAUUGAUCAUUCUGUCUUAAUUAAUCGCCUUGAACAUUUAGUGGGAUUGUCAGGUACUGUCUUGUCCUGGUUCAGAUCCUAUCUCUCUAAUAGGUUUCAGUUUGUUAAAGUUGAGGAGGCGACCUAUUUUAUGUCAAAGGUUACGUGUGGGGUUCCUCAGGGUUCAAUUCUUGGCCCAAUUCUGUUCUCUCUAUAUAUGUUACCUUUGGGAAAUAUCAUUCGUAGACACAGAGUUCAUUUUCAUUGCUAUGCUGAUGACACUCAGCUUUGCCUGUCUCUCA